Molecule: messenger RNA, 795 nt
Organism: Symbiodinium natans
Lineage: Eukaryota; Dinophyceae; Suessiales; Symbiodiniaceae
Source: the annotation of a GenBank genome assembly
AUGGUGGUGUGGACGAGCAAGGACUGCGCCAAGUUUCUUAGUGCGUCCUGGUACGCGGCGAGCACCGACGCUUGGUACGAGGAGGACUAUCGAGUGGCCUCAGAGGGCAGCAUCUCAUGGAGCUGGAGGACGAUCGUGCCAGGCGAGUACUUGCCUAUGGAUGGACUGGUUAUUGCCGAAGGCAAUGACCUGUCCGACGACAUUCUGAAGAAGUAUGGCUGCAGUUUGCCCGAGCGCCUUACCGGAGAAGCCGCAAAGAAGUUUGCCAGCGACACGGAGAUGGAUGUGUCCAAAGACGAGCUGGAGUUUGCGCUCAUGCAGUUUGCGCUGGCAGCUGGCGUGCCUAUACUCACCUUCUGCCGCGGAUCGCAGAUGCUCAAUGUCAUGCGAGGGGGGACUCUUAUCGGCGACAUCGAGAGUCAGACGGACAGCAAGAUCAAGCACCUCCGUGAUUCCUCGGAGCCGGACUACGACAGCUUCCGGCAUCCCAUCUCUGUGAAGCCGAAGACGCCCCUGGCGGAGUGGUUCGCAGAUAGCCUUGGCCAACAUGGAGAUCCGGACACGCUGAUGGACGCACGUCUCAACAGACUGGCAAGGUGGCCCUGUUUGGACAUGCUCAGUGCCCUCACAUCCUGUCGUGUAAAAAACACGUGCGACCCGUUGAUGGCCAGGCCCCGCCAAGAACACCACAAUUGCUGGACCUGGCUAAUGUACGUAAAUAGUGUGUUUUACAGUUUGCUGGCACGUUAUGGAACCUACCCAGGAGCUGGAAAUGCGGAAGGCGCUGCAAGUUAA